AUUCCCUAGUCUCAUCCCUAACCUCCAAGUUUCUCUGCAAGUAACUAGGAGAGAUAUGGAAGGCUCAUUUUUUUCUAGCCAUUUCCUUCCAGCUCUUCUCAUUUUUCUUUCCCUUACUUCCUACAUAAACUUAAGCUCAGCAGCCAGGCCUGCUGCUGAUAAAGCCAGCACCGAGUUCAUCCGAACAUCUUGUGGUACAACCACUUAUCCCAGACUUUGCUACACCUCCCUCUCAGCUCAUGCCAGUGUAAUCCAAACCAGCCCAAAGCUUCUAGCAGACACAGCCCUUGCUGUGACCCUUUCAACCGCACGAUCUACAUCAUCCCUGAUGUCAAAGAUGGUGCAAAGUCAUGGCCUAAAGCCUAGAGAAGUUGCAGCCAUGCACGACUGUGUGGAAGAGUUGAGCGACUCAGUAGAUCAGCUUCGAAGAGCAAUGGGGGAGAUGACCCAAAUAAAAGGCUCCAAUUUUGGGCUCAUGAUGGAUGACAUACAAACAUGGGUUAGUACUGCCUUGACGGAUGAGGACACGUGCACUGAUGGGUUCGCCGGAAACGCCAUGAAUGGGAAUCUAAAGACCACCGUGAGGGCUCGCAUAGUUAACAUGGCGCAUAUGACUAGCAACGCCUUGGGUUUGAUCAAUAGUUAUGCUUCCCUUCACAAUUAGCCAACUUAGGCGUUUCUAAGCGGCUAAGGUUCAAUUGGGGUACUAAUUAAUCCUAAAUGCCUUGCUGCAAGAAACAUGGAAUGCUACUAGGUGUGGGUCCUGACUGCUCUUCCAUUGAGUGGUUGUAGCAAGUCUAUUAGAGAAAUCGUACCGAUAUAUGUAUUUUGUGUGCUAGAUGAUGGUUGGGUCAGUUGCUUCAUAUCCAUUAUAGUACAAUUUUCAACCUUA
Messenger RNA from Vitis vinifera (wine grape), 892 nucleotides. Its product is annotated as 21 kDa protein. The record is from RefSeq and is a predicted model, not a curated record. Gene Ontology annotation, molecular function: enzyme inhibitor activity. Lineage: Eukaryota; Viridiplantae; Streptophyta; Magnoliopsida; Vitales; Vitaceae. Bases 56 to 664 code for a protein of 202 amino acids. The transcript has a single exon. Gene Ontology annotation, biological process: negative regulation of catalytic activity.